Messenger RNA from Nothobranchius furzeri (turquoise killifish), 1107 nucleotides. It is a transcript of the gene emc10, whose product is annotated as ER membrane protein complex subunit 10. The record is from RefSeq and is a predicted model, not a curated record. Lineage: Eukaryota; Metazoa; Chordata; Actinopteri; Cyprinodontiformes; Nothobranchiidae. Gene Ontology annotation, cellular component: EMC complex.
AAUUUCCGGAUGAGCGUUGAAACACAUCUUGCCGUCUUCCGGUGUCCGCUUCUCCAAAAUGGCUCGUGAUCUGUCAUUUAGAGUAGCUGUUCUUUUCUCUUUUUUGUUCUUCGGAUUCAUUAAUUUCGUGUGCUGUAAUAACGAAAGAAGGGUCGGUGAUGCGUUGGAGACCGAUUUUAGUGGUUUAUCUGUGCCUCUGGAACACUCAUUUGAACUCGAUGAUACAGCAAAGUUUGUGGUACGAGGCACUUUGCUGUUGAAAACUGGCAGGGAGCCGAGUGUCGCGCUUAGUCAGAACCCACUUUCAGAGGAGGACAGAGUGAAGCUGAAGGAAGUGGCAGAAGUCGACGGUCUCUACAGAAUCCGAGUGCCUCGCGUUUCUCUGCAAGCGGACAGACAGACGGAGUGGCAGGUGGACGGUUACCUCACAGCUUUUGUCAGAGCUUGUGCGAUGGUUGAGUCCCACCUGAGCGACGUGAUCACACUCCACACAGAUGUCUCUGGAUACCUCAUCGGCAUCUCCAUAGUAACAAUACCUGGUGCCUGCAGAGGCACCAAGGUUGAGGAUGAGGUUGAUCUUGAGGUUUUCAACACCACGCUCAGCAUCAUGGCUCCUGUCAAUGCUCCCGGGCCUGAGACCUCUCUGUUCCUCGAGCGAAUGGAACAAGAAACAGAGAAGAAGGGGAAGAAUCCACAGGAGCAGAAAUCAUUUUUCGCUAAAUAUUGGUAUUUGAUUCUGGGAGGUGCAAUCUUCCUCAUGGUCAGCAAUUCGGCACAGCCCCCAGCAGGGGGCGGCAGAGAGCAGAGCUGAUUCCCACUGAAUGGAUGUACAUCGUGCCUCUAGUUCUCUUCCUGAUGAUGUCCGGUGCCCAGGACCAAUCAGGAGGAGGCGCCAGUGGCAGAGCUGCAGCUGCCUGACGAUUAACGCGCUGAGCGUUUUCCUGCUGAGCAACACAGUUGUCACAGUUUAACUGCUGUACAUAAUGUUAUUUAAGAAUGAUAAAUAUUUGCCGCGUGCACCUGAAACCUGUACCGUAUAAAAGUUUGUGUCCUGCAUAUGACUGCAGUUUUAUUACUAAUAUAAAAAUAAAGGAUUUAUUACUUUAA